AAGAUCAACAGAAUGAAAAAACGGUUGACAGUUUUUUUUGUGAAUGUGCUAUCGAUAACGAUAUCGCUCACGUGGUAGUUGGUGUAGUAAGCAGCGAGAGCCACAGCUAUUGCGCUGCGUCAACUCUAACAAGAACUCUACCUUCAUUGAGUAAGCUGCAGAACAUAGUAAACCAUGACAGCUGCUGCGAGCGUCCAGCAGGGCACUGUUGCUAACGACGAGAUAAAACAACAGGACGCCAACAUGGACCACCCUCACGACCAGGCCAACCCUUUUGCAGGGUACUCGCCGCGCACGCUGCGCAAGAUGGACACAGAAACGUACGCCGCCGACGGCAGCACGCUACUUGAAGCUGCAGCAGAGGCAGAAGUAGGGGUGGGCGAGGACAAGGAGAACAUAAUAUGUAGUGAGGUCACCGAACGGUUCUAACCGGGGAGUUUUUUUGCCAUAUACCCUGAAAAACGACCGGCAGUUUUCAAGCGGCCGACGACCCUUUUUGACAUAAAGAAUUUCCAAUUACUCAGCGGCCGGGGCUUUGAUAUCAAACAAGCCCGGUCGAAAACUAUCGACUCGCACUUGAUAAAACGACGCAGGGGAGCCGGCAAAAGGGGCGCCCUUCUGAGGCGCCCGCCGCCUUAGUUUCUGGCGAUUUGGGGCGCCCAAAAAGGGGCGCGCAAAAAACGCGCCCAAAAUCAGAACAGCGAAACAGCAUGGCACGGCCGCGAUUUCGGAGCAUCUUGGGCGGCCGCGAAAGCGGCCGCCUUUUUGCCGGUUUUAGAGCCUGGGAAGCUUUGCAAAAAGCGCCGGCGUGAAAAAUAAAAACGCGAAAAAUAAAAAACGCCCCAGACGCGCAAAGCCAAUCCGCAUGCUAUGGGCCCGGUUUUUCUUCGCUUUUUGGGCGCCCCCCGUGGCACCCGGAUCGGCCCCAUAGCAUCGGGGCUGGCUUUCGGAAAGGAAUUUUGGAAAUGUGCCAAAAUUUGUGACGUUUCCCAAGUGGCCGCCAUACCGUGCGGCAUAACGUUACUCGCGGCGGUAUGGCGAGCCCAAAAAAAGCAAAGCCGCGGCCAAGGCGGCGGUCGGCAAAAAAACGCCCACGACCUCACUACCCCCGCCCCGGCGGCUAUAUUUGGUAAAGAACAGUGCGGCACCUCCUGCGACCCUAGUAUCAAGAUCACCGAAGGAAGAAGUGAGUCUUUUCAUGGUGCAGCCGGCGAGCGACUUCGUGCAACCCGUGAGCGCGAGCAGGCUGAAGCUUUUCCAGUCUUUUGAAGAUUUCAACGCGGACCGAGCCGAAGUUUUGCAUUCGAAGUCGGUGCUGAACUGCUUUCUGGAGGGCGGAUGCCGGAUGGUCGAGCAGAAACGCAUUUCCGAGGGCACCACGCCCUGGGAGCCCAGGUUUGGCUCGGGGUACUACCAGCCAAAACCAAAACUGUCCGAGGCUGCGCUGUCCUCGCGUAGUUGGAUCUUUGGAAGAUCAGGUACUGCAUCUAGAAUCAAUGGUUUCACUUUUUCUUUCGUAGAAUGGUCUGAAGAUGCUUUUCCUUUUCUCUCUUUUUGUGUUUGUGAAAAAAAUAGCUUCCAGAAGAUAAAAAUCCACCCCACACGACGACACAGGCGGCUCCCUAUCCCCCCGUUCGACGCGGGUUCGCGGAUUUGGCGGGCCGUACGGCAUGUGGUACCACGAACGGGCAGCCCUUGAGGGCAAAGACGUGGCGGAACAAGAGGCGGUACCAGCGGAGGCGGCCCCACCAGCGCCCGCUGCGCCCGAAGAAGAAGCCUCCCCCGCGGCAAAAAAGGCGGAGGCGCUGGCCGCGAAACUCAAGGUCGUCACGGUGGAAGAGCCGGAGGGGCAAAAGGGAGACACGAAGGAGAAGAAACAGUUUGCGUCCGUGAUGGACGAUCUGGUCAUGCCCGACAAGGGGGUCAUGAGCCCGCUGCAGAAGGUGCGGGCGCCCAUCCCGGAAAUGUACUCGUACAAGGACCCGGCGGACCGGCCGAUGCUGGUAAACCCGAGCGUGGAGACGCUCGCGCACAUCGGCACCCGCAUGCCCAUUCUCACGCAGGACAACAUCGACAUGAAGUUUCUGCGCUCCCGCGUGGUCGCAAACGUGCACCGAAACCACGAAAUUAUCCGAGAAAUGCAACGGACGGACAAGGUAUAAACACUUGAGUCUGAGCACAAGCAGCCAUAUUGGCCUGGUGUCAGUUUACACAAAGUAUGUUGGUCAUCAAAGAUGAAUGAUUUUUAUAGUACCCCUGCGGGGGGCAGCGGGUUUUUAGGCAUCCCCGCCGGUAUAGGCGUGAUUUUAAUGUCAUUGACAUCACAGCGGGAGCAGCGGGUUCUUCGUCUGUAUACCGACGUGGUGAAGCGCAGCGACCGGGACGACGCGGCCGCGGGACAGCGGAAGGACCGGUUUGGUUUCAUGGGCGAGUCCAAGCGGCACAAGGUGCAGGAGGCGUCCCGCGCGGCGCAUAUUUCGAUCCGGAAAAACCUGUCGCAGGCGACCGGCACGUUGGACGCCUCCGUGAAGGAACUCGAGCGCAUCAAGAGGCGCGACGAGAUUGCGAAGCGCAAGGCCAGCGGACAAAAAGAGGAAGACAAAGAGGAGAAGGGAUUCGGGCAACUCAUGUCGUUCUUCGCUUAGAAAUUGCUAGUGUCUACUGGGUCUGCUCCGACUGACUCUCUUACCUUAUUUCACAUACACGCUUGCAGAAGCUUCCAAGAAUUGUGUUGCAUUUUUGCUGUAUUGAUACACAUACAACUAGAUUAUGUUGCCCGACGUCAAAGUAUUCCCGGUGAUGUACCCAAUAAUAAUGGUCUGCCUAGUUGAUUGGGAAGCCGCCUCGACGUUUCAUAUCAUGAAUAUUGCAUGGAAACAGCUCGCUGUGGUGCGAUUCGUUUAUCCCAUCCUGAUUAGCUACGGCAGAUUGUACCUGCUCUUUACAAACUCACCACACAUUCUUUCAGAUCAGCAAGUCAUAUCAUUCCAAAGUUACCAAAGUUACACACACGGAUUUUCAGAGUUAAACAGAAUUGCAUGCGUUUUCAGUUUCUGACCAAACAGAUUCAGACGUUUUUUAACCCGGGUUCUUACAACAAGUAUAAGUAACACUGUACAAUACCACUUUGUGCCACAGAGGCAACUAACUCCCAAAUUGUAUCUACUCCUUGGAAACAAACCGCACGACGCUGCUAAAUCAAAGUAUGUCAUCUGACUUGCUUCUGCAACCCGAUCCCGACGGCGAGUUUCCAUCUGUGCUUUUGCAGUAUGAUGAAACGCGGUGCUGUUCUAUUUCAGAGUAUGCCCUUUUCAUCGUUUCGAUUGUUGCUUUGAUCCACUACUAGGUGAUCUGGUGAGCAACAGCCCUAUAUUAUGCUUCGCACGCAACGCAG
Molecule: messenger RNA, 3394 nt
Organism: Amoebophrya sp. A120
Lineage: Eukaryota; Dinophyceae; Syndiniales; Amoebophryaceae
Source: the annotation of a GenBank genome assembly